This is a messenger RNA of Glycine soja, 519 nucleotides long. Its product is annotated as cytochrome P450 93A3-like. The transcript has a single exon. Gene Ontology annotation, molecular function: heme binding; monooxygenase activity; iron ion binding. Lineage: Eukaryota; Viridiplantae; Streptophyta; Magnoliopsida; Fabales; Fabaceae. The record is from RefSeq and is a predicted model, not a curated record. The coding region runs from base 1 to 519 and encodes 172 amino acids.
AUGGAGAAAGCAAUGAAGGAGAUUGACUCUAUCAUUGGCAAAGACAGAAUGGUAAUGGAAACAUAUAUAGAUAAUCUUAGUUAUCUCCAAGCCAUAGUGAAGGAGACACUGAGGCUUCACCCUCCAUCUCUAUUUGUAUUGAGAGAGUCAACUGGAAAUUGCACCAUUGCUGGAUAUGACAUUCCAGCAAAGACUUGGGUUUUCACUAAUGUGUGGGCUAUUUGUAGGGAUCCAAAGCACUGGGAUGACCCUCUUGAGUUUAGACCUAAAAGGUUUCUUAACAAUGAUAAUGAGAGAAAAAAAAUGGGUCAAGUUGGGGUCAGGGUACAACAUUAUCAACUUUUGCCUUUUGGGAGUGGAAGAAGAGGGUGUCCUGGAGCUUUGCUAGCACUAAAGGUUGCUCACACCACCCUUGCUGCUAUGAUUCAAUGCUUUGAAUUGAAGGCUGAAGAAAAAGAAGGGUAUUAUGGUUGUGUUGACAUGGAAGAGGGACCUUCCUUUAUUCUUUCAAGAGCUUAA